AUGCAAGCUUCGUCGUCAUCAUCCAACUCAACUCAUUCCACCACAGACAUGUAUUAUACCCAUGCUCUAUUCGGUCAUCCCUUAUUCGCACCCUCUGCUCUCCUUCGACACGGUGCCAAUAACUCUAUUGAAAACACCCCAGUUUACCAAAGUUCAGAAAAUCAGGGCCCGGGACCACCGUCCAGUUCACAUAUGCUUUCCGAUGAUUUCAUAGAGUUGGAUGUUCAUUCUGAAUCGGCUACAAAUUUGUCUUCUGAACCUGCCAACGACCACGAUUUACUUGAUGAUCCUCCCUCCUCACCAUCUCUCAAUCACCAGGGCACUUCCCUCAGCCCCCCUUCGCCACUUUCUUCGGAACGAUCUUAUGAUUUAUCUCACACAAUCCUGCCGCAGGCCGCUGGUACCAACGACACCGCUUCUCCAGCAGCUAGUGACCGUCUACGGGGCGAGUCAGGUCUCUCUGUGUCAUCCCCGAGCCUCGAUUUGCUUCCGCUCACGGAGUCGGAUAGGACCUGCUCCUCUUCUUCGCCACCUGCGAAUUCUAUGCACAACUCCCCAGAUUUCGUUGCUAGUGGCACGAACUCCCCCGAUUGUGAAGUUUUUCUUAUGAAGGAGUCUGAUCUGGCUCCAGGCAGCUCGAUGACAAGUACUAUCGUCAAUCUAUUGCGUGGAUGUGAUUUGCUGGACAGUUGUACUCUCGAGGAUCUGUGUGAUUACCUGCCCGCCCUUCGACGCAAAUAUCCCCCUCUUCCUACCUCCCUACUUUCGGUACCGCCUUCAACGGCUGCAAUCCGUCAGCAUAUUCAAAAGAAGUCGUCUAGUCUCCCAUCUCGUUUGUCUUCCUCCUUUUUAAUAGCUUCUAGCGCGCCUUUUCGUGGUGGCCGCCUAGUUGACUACCUGCUCACAUGUUCUCGUCUCGGCUCGACUGCGCUCCCCGAUUUUCUUCCAGUUGGUGACCGUAGUAGCAGCGGUUCUCCUCUGCUUCCUUUGGAUUGGCGACGAGGGCGUUCCGACGGGCUGGUGUGCCUUGUCGGUGGAUCCCGCCCUCUCUCUCCUCUCCUUUCGGGUCGAUUCAUCAGUGACUGGCAAAAAUCCCUACCUCCCGGUGUUAGGCGGGUUGAUUCGUUGGGUCAAUGGCUUGCGGAGUGGAUACGCGCCGGCGCUGUUAUAUUUUUAGCUCAAGUAGACUCGGCGAAAUGUCUGCAACCUCUGUCAGCGCGGUGUCGAAACAAUUGCAAUGGUGGGUGUUGUGAACUCACGUGGAGACAUCGACUGGUUUACGGCGUUACAGGAUACUCCCACAUCCACUUGUCGAACCCAGUGGAGACGGUACACGUGAAAUCCUUAUUAGCUGAAGUAAACAGAGAGACGAGUUUGUGCGUCCCCAAGUCAGAUUUGGUACAGCUAUGGCAUUCACUGUCGCGUGAAUCCUGUGACCUACCCUCAAGUCCGCUUGACCAUGACCUGUCACUUCUAGCCCAACAUGAGGACCCCCGUUGGAGCCGGUUCAAUAUCUUGGGUCAAGUGAUCUCGACCCUUCGUGAUCGUGACAGUUGUCUGGAGCGGCAUAAUCUCUCUCAAAUGUCUUCCGGCGAUGGAGUGCUCAGCAGUAGUUACCGCGCCUCGUUCACGCCAGCUGUCUACCACGAGAGCUUCAGCUCUGAGCCACAUCUUACCAUACCAUGUGCCCAAAGACCAGGCUUUAGUCUACAAACGGACCUUAAUCUUGGUCUUUCCUGUCUUAUUGCCGGUGAAACCCUAAUUCAGUCUUCUUCAACCUGUGAAGCAUCCCGCGUACCUUGCACUAUCUCUUGUAUCUCUCGGUUAGUCGAUCUGCGUCGUCUUAGACACCCACAUGUCGUGCGGUACAUCGAUGCUCAACAUGACAAAAACCGGCGUAUAUAUCUGGUCACGGAAUAUUACGCAUACAAUUUCAGUCAACUUAAACCUCCAGUUAAGACAUUCUCUGAUUUUGUCUGGCUCUUAAAGCGACUGCAGGAGUGUCUCUAUGCGCUCGAAUAUUUGGCUUCAUGUGGUCUUGUUCAUGGGUGCCUGAAUCCCUCUGCUCUCCUUAUCGACAAUCAUGGACGAGUAAAGAUGUCAGAUUGCGGUCUAUUUUAUGCAUCACGUUGGGGUGUAGAUUUCGAUUUUCCUGUGGUGGAUUUGCGCUAUUCUGCACCUGAAGUGAUUCUGAUUGCAGAAUCUGAUAUUCAGUUAGAGAUUUCUGCGUCGGUUGAACCGCCGUGCCCUAUCGAUUUGCGUUCUGAUCUCUGGUCUCUGGCACUCAUUUUCCUUGAACUGGUUCAUUUUCCCUUGCGAGCAUUCAGUCCGGAUUCAAUCUUACAAGCCCUAUUCAAGGCACUGAAUUCCGACACGUCUUUCUUCUAUUUAAUCCAUCCCAAAAAUGAAAUCCCAAUGCAAUUUAGUAAAUGGGUCGAAAUUUUUGACGGAAUUUGUCAGUCAUGCCUAAUCCUUGAUGCUCGAUAUCGACCGUCUCUAACUACUAUCCAUAGGCACUUUUCGCAAAUUUUCGAGCAGAUCCAAUCAGCCGAAUCUGAAAUAGAUAAUGAGAAUUUCUCGUUGGAGGGCGAACCGUCAGACGACUUGACAACAGCCGCCAAAUUUUUGCGGUCACGAGACGAUCCUGCUGAAAACUACUACUAUUGGCAACUCGCUGGGGGCGGUGUUGACCUGGCCACAACAUUCCUUAAAGGGGUCAGCGGCAAUGACUACCUCCAUAGUGGCCUUCGACCACCCAUUCUCCGACUACCUGUCUAUUUAACUAAUCCUUUGUCUGGGGAAAGAGCCAAAGGAGGCGGUACUCAGGAGAUCUGGCUACCUACCAAUCAACCUAUGAGAUUAAGAUUCUGUCCCAUGGUGGUACCCCUUGCAGCUGAACGCCUGCUUAAGCGUCUUUCCCUUGUUCCUGUCCAGUCUCUCUACCCUCUACUCUUUCCCCAUUCAUACUCUCUUCUGGGCGAUGGCGCAAGUAAUGGAGAGCCAAACGUGGUGGACAGUCUUGCUUUGAUUGGCACUGAGGACUGCUGGCGACGAGGAUCAUCACUAGGCACCAUAAGCCAUCUCCCCAAGCACGAACUGGGCGUUGAUUCGAGUGGCUCGAUAAUGUUUCAACCGGUGCUAGUAAAACAGGCCGACGUCGAAUACCAGAUAAUGCGAGUUUGUCUCUUCAGACGACUCCUUUUGGGGAUGCCAAGCACUGCAACCCGACUACUUAUUGAGGCGCGAUUUGAUAUUCCCCCCUUCCUACGAGCAGAGGUUUGGGCGGCUCUGUUGGGUGUCUCAUCUGGACUCCAGGAUGAUAGGACUCGGCGGAAAAUUUCAGCAGCCCUGUCCAUAGCUUCAGCUGAAAGGUCUCGAAUUUUGUUUCGAGCCGACGCACUAUCGGAACAAGUACUAAGUCAAAUAAAUGUUGAUUUGCCCCGCUGCCAUGCCUAUGAUCUCCUGAUUGGAUCGCCACUGGGACAACACCGUAUUCGUUCUGUCCUGGUCGCUGCAUUAGUUGCAAACGAUAAUCGUUAUGAAUAUACGCAGGGUAUGGACUCUCUGGCGGCUGUCUUUACCAGGUUAUUCUUCUCCGACCCCGAACUAGCAACUUGUUGUCUUUCGAACCUCCUUGCCUCACGUCUUGCUGGAUUUUUUUCGCGGCGUCGUUUCACCUCCGGACUUCAAGCAUACUUCUCCCUUCUGCUGCGUCUCCUGGCCUUCCACGUGCCCUCUGUGGCCUCGCACUUUGCGCACCUCGCUGUCCCCCUCACCGGCCUCACUGCUGGCUGGAUCUACACCCUCUUUGCUCACUCCAUGCCUCUGGAUAGAACUGAGAUACUCUGGGACAGUCUGCUUGCUGCUCCGCCCGCUCUCCUCAUGUUUGUAUAUGUUGCAAUUUUCCAUCAAGUCAACCAACAGUGCCGUUUAAAGCAGCUCAAGGUCGCUCUUCUUUUGAAGUCCCUUAAUCAGGAAAACAUAUGCACCCUGCUGUCCAACUUUCCUGACUUCAACCUCGACCGAUGUCUGGAUGAUGCACUCGUCUUUGCUGCCGACACUCCUGCCAGUUUGACAAAUCAGGCUGAUCAAGCCACGCCAGUGACCUGGCUGGACACUAUUUCUCACUCGCUAAAUGUGUUCAAUAAGACGCACAAUCGGAUAAUUUCCUAUUGUCGCCCUGUCUCAACUGAAUCAGCGUCAACUGUUCAAAAUCGUCGGUAUUGCGUGUGGCCGGUGCAACUGGAUGCAGCGUGGGCAGAGACAGAAAAAGAAAACUCUAGUAGUGGUGAUGACCAUCUCCCAUCGGCUGCAUCAUUUAACCAAGGAGAUGUGGAUUACAGGACCUCGAAUUCCAGCCUUGUGCCUCUUAUUUCUCCAGAGGAUGCGCUUCAGCGUUUAUCUCGAACUGACUGUGUCAUUGUCGACGUGAGGAGCAAAGAAGAAUACGCGAGUAGACGUUUUGUGCAGUCGAUUCACUGCCCUAAUCCAACUCCCAACGAAGUCGACUCUUUACUGCAAAUAACCGGUGCUCAUGCGUGGCGCGAAGCUACAGCUGCACGCACUCCCACUACAAUCCACUCGCCUCCAACAUCUCCGGGCUUGGUGAUGCUCCUACACAGCGGCGGCUCUGUCAGUGAACGCAACGAAACGGCCUACCAACUGGGUUGUCUCCUCAUCGAUCAGGGCAUCGAUCGCGUCUGUCUUAUCAGGGGGGGUGCGGAGGCUCUUUUUAGGCAUCCCCGAAUCACCGAAUCCCUCCUUUCUGUCGGUGUUUAG
Molecule: messenger RNA, 4779 nt
Organism: Mesocestoides corti
Lineage: Eukaryota; Metazoa; Platyhelminthes; Cestoda; Cyclophyllidea; Mesocestoididae
Source: the annotation of a GenBank genome assembly